Molecule: messenger RNA, 219 nt
Organism: Dracunculus medinensis (Guinea worm)
Lineage: Eukaryota; Metazoa; Nematoda; Chromadorea; Rhabditida; Dracunculidae
Source: the annotation of a GenBank genome assembly
AUGUCGACCGCUCGGGUUGUAGUUCUCACCUUUCUUUUUCUAUCAUCUGUCGAUGCAGCGGAUUAUAAUCCGAUUGUUGAUUGCUUUAAGUUAGUUGGAAAUGAUAACAAAAAAAGGCCAUCAAUUCCGCCCAACGCUUGCCAUGAUACUGAUUUAGGUCUUUGCUACGAAUUAUUCAAACUGGAUCAAGGCACAAUUCAAAACAAUUUAGUAGAGUAA